Messenger RNA from Budorcas taxicolor (takin), 2746 nucleotides. RefSeq names its product family with sequence similarity 210 member B (gene MIMS2). The transcript has 3 exons. Bases 1 to 579 code for a protein of 192 amino acids. Lineage: Eukaryota; Metazoa; Chordata; Mammalia; Artiodactyla; Bovidae. The record is from RefSeq and is a predicted model, not a curated record. Gene Ontology annotation, cellular component: mitochondrion.
AUGGCCGGGCUGCUGGCGUUGCUGAGCCCCGCGGGUCGGGUGGGCGCCCGGGUUCGGUGCCGCGCCACCUGGCUCCUGGGCGCCGCCGCCCCCUGUGUCCCGCCGCCGGUGUUCCUGCCGCUGCUCGGGCCCGGGCCGGACGCCCCGCUGCUGCGCGCCGCCCGCGGGAACUACCAGGGCCGCCAGGACCCCAGCAAAAUCACUGUGACCACAGGCAGCGAUAUCAGGGGCACAGAGGAGAAAAAGCUAAGCAAGUCGCAGCAGCUGAAAAAGAUUUUUCAAGAAUAUGGUGCCGUGGCAGUGUCACUGCACAUUGGAAUCUCAUUAAUCUCCUUGGGAAUGUUUUACAUGGUUAUUUCAAGUGGUGUGGACAUGUCAGCUGUCCUGCUUAAACUCGGCUUUAAAGAGUCACUGGUCCAGUCGAAAAUGGCGGCCGGCACAAGCACCUUUGUGGUGGCCUACGCCAUCCACAAGCUGUUCGCACCUGUAAGGAUCAGUAUUACCUUAGUUUCUGUGCCCUUGAUUGUCAGAUACUUUCGCAAAGUGGGAGUUUUUAAACCUCCAGCAGCAAAGCCUUGAUGAACUCUUCAACUGUGGGCCUGAAAACCUAUUUCUUUUAAAUGACACAUGCUAGAUUGGUUUUAGGAUGUAGGUUCUGUGGUGGGUGGGUAGCAGGGGCUAAUUGUUGCAUUCUCAUGAAUAGGAUUUACUUUUGCCAGCAAAAAUUCAGGGUUUCACAUCAUUGUAGUUUUUCUGCUUUAAAGUUUGGGUAAUGCUAUUCAUCACAGGGCUUGUCUGCCUCCUCUAAAAAUGUCAGCAGAACACCGCCAAUGAGUUGUCAUCUCAGACAAAACUGUCAGCCAGGAAAUGUUCCUUUAGAAGACCAUUGGUGAGGGUCUGCCUGCAAGAGCCUCAGGGGUUCAUCUUUGCUCAAAUUCUUAAAGGGUAGUGAUUCAUUAAGCUGAUUUUUAAAUUCCCCUUCCUCCCAUACUUGUCAGGCUACCUGCAGUUUAAUAUGCAAUAUUGUGCAAAACAGAGUCCAGUGCUACAAUUAAUGAAGCAGAAUUGAGGACUUCCCAAUGUGUAAUCAGGAUCUAUAUUAGCAUUAAUACUCUGACAUUCAUUACACUUGUUUGGGCAAAAAGAACAAACAAGUAUUUCUGGUAUGUCUCAUUGAUUCCCAAACAUCUUCAAAUCUGGACAUGCAGAGCCUGCCUCAGCUGGUUUUUCACAAAUUUCAUUAAAGUAGGUCAGAAUCAUUUGUCUCUUUAAAAAAUGGAAACUUUGUCCAAUAGUAAUGGCAUCAGUUGGCUCCACUGCCUGUAUAUGGAAAGCUGAGACAAUCUUGGCCUAACUCACUCUGUCUCAGACUUCAGACAUUCCAGAAUCACUGUCACAAUGUUUACACUGAGUUGCUACUUCUAUUUUUUAAUUGAGUUAAAAUUAUGUGUGUAAAAAAAGAUUUUCUAUCACUCUCUAAAAAAGGAAAGUUACUAGCAGUUGCUGUAAAUAAGAGGCAACUACAAAAUAUAUAAUACAGUAAUAAUACAAGCCGGGGAGGGAUGGAGCCAGUUUACCAGAUAAAGAGGGUAUGACCUGAGACCCCACAUUCCCUGUUAGGGACGUUUAAGAAUAGAAAUCGAAGCACACACACUCAAAUUGAGACUUCUCUGCGGAAUAGUCAGAAGCAGGCAACAGAGAAGGAAUGUCUUCUGGUAGGCUUCAGCGUCAUUGACAGCCGCCCCGCCCCGGGCCAGGUUCCUGCAGGGCACUCGCUCCACAGCCGGGAACCCCACUGUAACCCGUCUGCUUUUCUGCCAUGGAUGAGGGGUUGUGUUUCUCUUUCUGGCUCCCAGGUUUACUUUUUAUUUUAGUUUUUUGGUUUGAUUAACUCCACUUGUGACAAUCAGAAAACUAAAGCAACUGUAAACUGAUCGUCCUGGUUUUACUGAGCUCUGACUAUUGACAUUUUCCUAGUUAGACCUUAGUAAUCCAUGUCAAUCAGUUAUUUCAGUUAGCUUUUAAAAGUAUCUUCGUGGGACAGAUUCUCCACUUGCAAGAUCUUUAAAGUGCAUCGGCUAUUUUCUCCCCUUUUAAAGCAGUUAGCCCGUUGCCCAAAAGUUUUAGCCAUUUAAAGUUGGAACUGUCUUUCUGGGGUCUAAUUCCGAGGACCAUGGACACAGCAGAACAAGAUGAAGACACCAGGGCUAGGUAAUUCCUUGUGAGGGCAGGACCAGCACUUCUGUGUUGCUGUCCCUAUGGGAACAGUUAGCUUUGGGCUCCUAACCACCUUCCACACCGGCCUCCCAACCCAUUCAGAUCCUGAGUAAUGCCUAUGCAAAAAAGCCCACAGGGAUUCCUCCAAGUUUAAGGGCUUAAACCUCAAACUUUGAUUCUGUGUUUGGAGAAAUGAGAGUGGACUGAAAGGGCAAGCAAUAAAUUAGCAUACCAAAUAGCCAUAGCGUUCGCUUCUAAGCCCCAACGCCACUCCACUCCUGUGGCCAGCGGUCAAAACAGAACAGAGUGACUAGAGAGAAAGUCAAAGGAUCAGGGAACUAGAGCAUUAUGUGAACUCACCAGCAAGACGUACAGAUCGCUUGUAUUUAUCUUGUUUUUAUGGAACUAGGGGAAUAGAACUGAUGAUCUAUUUUAGAAAUGUAAGCCAUUGUUCACAUCUAAUUUUUUAAUCUGACAAAAUGAGCAGCUUAAGUUCCAUGAAACAAAUAAACAUCUUUGUAAAGCUUGU